UACACAUUAUUUCGUGAGCCGGAAGUGCCUGUUUGACAGUGGUCGUCGUCAAACAGGCUAGCUAUCUUUGAAGCCGUUUGACUGGCUAGUUCAUCUGGGAAUUCGUGCACGACAAGCUAUUCAGCUUGGAAGUCGUUUUUGGUUAGCAGUGAACUGUGAAGGAUAGCUGCCCAAACAAACGACAUUCAAUUGGUGGAGAGGAGGCUGACCGGGCUGUCUCUGCUUCUGAAUCAUUUACCCUGAAGAUGCUUCUGCUUUGUCUAAUCACUGCUCCUCACCGCUGUUUCAGGUAGGAAGCUUGUGGGCGGACGUCACUUGAGGAGGGAUGCCUGUUGAAAGUGGAAACAGCGCAGCAGCCCGACAAGCCAAGCAGAAGCGUAAGUCGCACAGCCUGUCCAUACGGAGAACCAACAGCACGGAGCAGGAUCGACCCACGGGUCACAGAGAAAUGCUGGAGGGACAGGACUCCAAGCUGCCGCUGUCCUUGAGGAGCAACCUACUGGACCUUUUUGGACAGAUAGAGCGUGAAUUUGAAAACCUCUACAUUGAAAACUUAGAAUUGCGACGAGAAAUUGAUUCACUUAAUGAACGUUUGGCUGGUGAGGGACAGACAGUAGAUGGAGGGGACCUCACUAAAGGAGCACUGAAAACCAAAGCCAGCCACAGCACGAGCCAGCUCUCCCAGAAACUCAAGACCACAUACAAGGCCUCCACGAGCAAGAUCGUCUCCAGUUUCAAAGCCACCACAUCCCGUGCCGUUUGCCAGCUGGUGAAAGAGUAUGUGGGUCACAGAGAUGGCAUAUGGGACCUUGCAGUCACCCGUACCCAGCCCAUUGUCCUGGGCACUGCAUCAGCAGAUCACUGUGCCAUGCUGUGGAGCAUUGAGACUGGGAGGUGUCUGCUCAAGUAUGCGGGUCAUGCCGGCUCAGUGAACUCCAUCAAGUUCCACCCUACGGAGCAAAUGGCUCUGACAGCAUCUGGGGAUCAGACAGCUCACAUCUGGCGCUACAUGGUUCAACUGCCUCUUCCUCAGCCUACAGCAGACAUCAGCGUGUCCUGUGAUGAUGAUGUGGACUUCUCGGACAAGGACGAGGCGGAUGCUGAGGCGGACGGGGUUAACGAGUGCCCAACGGUACGUGUGGCCACCACCACCCUCAAGAGCCACCAGGGUGUGGUCAUCGCUGCCGACUGGCUGGUAGGUGGCCGGCAGGUCGUCACCGCUUCCUGGGAUCGUGCGGCCAACUUGUACGAGGUGGAGACUUCAGAGCUUGUCCACAGUCUCACAGGUCACGACCAGGAGCUGACCCACUGUUGCACACACCCUACCCAGAGACUGGUGGUGACAUCUUCCCGAGACACCACCUUCCGCCUCUGGGACUUCAGAGACCCAUCCAUCCACUCAGUGAAUGUGUUUCAGGGGCACACAGACACGGUGACGUCAGCCGUCUUCACCGCAGGAGAUAACGUUGUGUCUGGAAGUGACGAUCGCACUGUGAAGGUGUGGGAUUUAAAGAACAUGCGCUCGCCGAUAGCAACCAUCCGCACGGAUUCAGCUGUCAACAGGAUAAGUGUCUCAGCCACGCAGAGGAUCAUUGCACUCCCACAUGAUAACAGACAAGUCAGGCUGUUCGACAUGACGGGAGUACGGCUUGCCAGACUGCCGCGCAGCAACAGACAGGGCCACCGGCGUAUGGUAUGCUGCUCCGUUUGGAACGAGGAGAACCAGGCCUGCAACCUCUUCACCUGUGGCUUUGACCGGCAAGCCAUCGGCUGGAACAUCAACAUCCCUGUACUCCUGCAGGAGAAGUGAGCCGCCGCAGGCACGCUGGCGCCCUCUCACCCCCCUCUCGCAUGCUGUUCAUACACGCCAGGGCACAGGCACCCCCCACCUCCACGCACUCACACACAUGACAAACACACGCCUCAGCCACAGUCCGCCAGCCGCCAAAACUCUGUGUGUUACGUGGGCUCAUGCUAAGAGCUAUUUAUAAUGUUUGUGGUUUUGUGUGUGUGUGUGUGUUUUAAGGGAGUUUGUGUUCUUCCAGGAUGCCUCAUUCCAUCUCAUUGGAUAUCAUCCUGUUUGGUUCGCUUCUUUUGCAAGCUUGGAGAAUGGGCUCUGUUCUCUCCUUCAUGUGCGCUGUCUGAUGCAGACGUUGAAGACUCAAUUGUACUGCAUGUCCCGUUCCAGCUGUUACACAUGCAUAUCUGUUUCUGUUUCUGUCACCCUGUGCCAUUUCCACACCUCAUGUUUGCAUGGGUGGGUCUGCAAGAGCAGCGGAUCUAUUGGUGACCACAUUACAGGUCACUGUUUCCUUUCAGAUGAAACACUUACAUUAACCACAUACUCAGACCUUGAUCAAACACUUACAUUAACCACAUACUCAGACCUUGAUCAAACACUUACAUUAACCACAUACUCAGACCUUUCAGAUGAAACACUUACAUUAACCACAUACUCAGACCUUGAUCAAACACUUACAUUAACCACAUACUCAGACCUUUCAGAUGAAACACUUACAUUAACCACAUACUCAGACCUAGAUGGAAAUCCUUUCGCCUGCUCUGUGACCAUCUCUACGGAAGUGUAUGGACACUAAAAGCAAUCCAUUGUUUUACCAUAUGCAAGUAGUUCAGCAAGUUUCUUUUGUGCUUUAUGGUGUCUUGCAGCUGGGUCUGAAAGUUCUGCAACUGUAUAGUGUAGAAUUAAUUUCAUUAGGCUGUAGUCGUAUACUUGGCCGUUAGAAGUAAACAGUGCUAAUGUACAAAGAAUUAUCUGUUGCUUAAGUGCCAGUUGGUGAAGUUUCUCUUGAGCUUAAUCAUACCAAUUACUUUCAGCUGUGAAUAGUCUUCUGCCUUGUCUUAUGAGAAGGGACUUCACUUAAGCCUCUUUGAGAGCAGUCGAGGAAGUGGCUCUUAUUUUUAGGAGAAGGCGGUACAGUCAGUCAAGGUGUGUACUCCUGUGAAAACAAUGCCGUUGGGCAAGACUGCUGUGCUCUUCUCUUCUCUUCUCAUCAGCAAGGAAACAGUGUUGGAAAUGUACAGUAAGUAAUGUUAAUGACUUCCUCCAUAUAGCCGAAAGGAGAGGGAGACCGCUUGUGUGCGGGAGAGCGCGAGCCAGAGUGUGGCAGUAGUUUUGGUGUGCCCUGCACAAUCAGGCCAGCCAUUUUUGGUGUUUAAUGGCAGACUUUUCGAGGGUGUCUAAGAAAGCUGUUGGACCAAUCAUGUGUGUUCUCAUGAUCAGUGCAGUUGAGAAUCUAGGCUGCUGUAUAGAGUGAAUGAUAUGGGAUGGACUCGCACCGUUUCUGCUACUGUUCACACCUUGUUGUUACACUGUGCCGGACAAACAGUUUGAUGUUUACCAAUGUUUUAUCACUGUUGAAAUGCAAUUCAUGUAGAACUGUUCAAACACCAUAUUUCCUAUAUAGAGCUAAAUCUUAGCCCUGAGUGUUUAGCUCAAGUUAAUCAGCACAGAUUUAAAGAUGACAUUGAACUUGUGUGCAUGUUAUUCAGAUUUAUGGUUCUCUGCGUUCAGGAAAGCUUUUGGCCACAGCAUUAGCAGACCGGCAGUUCAUCUGUACCGUUUGUUCUGUGUUCAUUCCCCACCAAUGUUUGACAGAUAUUUGUCAUUGUAGAUGUUUGGAAUAAAAUGACGUGUCUUCUCUGAUGUCUUACAUUAGCCGUGACUCGUGCUCCACACAACUUUCAGCAGGUCAGGUAUUCAUGUUGGAAAGCCUUUUUCUUCAAAAUAGUGCUGUUAUGUUGACAACUUUUACAGAGCAGUGUUUUAUAUUUUAGGAGAUAAUGUAGUGUGCAGCAAAUAUGCAUUUUAUCAUUGAUAGCAACUGUAGGCAUUGGUGGCAAGUCAUCCAGCUUAUUGGUCAUUGGACACAGCACAAGAUUUUUGUUUUCUUCCAGUCUUUGCCAUUAGGAACGUGAUAUGACUGUUGUGCAUCAUAUUUUGAGUUGCAGUCGAGCGAGUGUACAGCAGAUCUUCAGAAGACCAUGUGUGACGGACAUGUGUGGUUUUCUGAACCAGAAUAUCAGAGAAUUGACCUCCAUUCAGACACUUGACUCUUGUAGCAUUAUGGAAAUACCAGUAGUCUCCACACAAAUGACAACAGUCUCCAGUUUUUCUAUUGUAAACUAAUGUUUUCAUGUAUGUGAGAAACCUGAAUAUGUAUGUUGUGGAAAAACAUGAAGGUAAAACAUGUAAAUAGGUUAAUUAAACCUGUUAGGGGUUCAGAAAAUGGGUGGUUGUGUUGUAUGUAUCUGAUGUCUAACACAUAUUAUCUCUUUUACGAACUGAAUGUUGUGCACAUGUGCAAACUGUGGCUUGUAAAUUCCAGUAAAAUGUUUGCUUUUUGGACUCUGACAAAAUAUGUCAUUAGACCUAAGUGAAACAAUUGAAAUGACUAAGGUUGCUUUUUGGCGUGCCUCUCUUUUGUGUGAUGAGCUUGUUCAGUUCACGUCUCUCUUGCCGGCCAAUGAAACCCCGAGGAUGGGGCGGCACAUUGUCAACAGCGUUGGCAGUGGCUGAGGAAAACCCAGUCAUAUGUGACUUAAGAUCAAAAGAUUACCACAACCAAAACGUAAACUACAAAGCCGAAAUUCACAUGUGAGAAUCUGUGUUCAACGUUAAAGAGAUGCUAUUAAACAAUAGUAUUUGAACUUAAA
Molecule: messenger RNA, 4674 nt
Organism: Clupea harengus (Atlantic herring)
Lineage: Eukaryota; Metazoa; Chordata; Actinopteri; Clupeiformes; Clupeidae
Gene: wdr37
Product: WD repeat domain 37
Molecular function (GO): protein binding
Source: RefSeq, a predicted model, not a curated record